Molecule: messenger RNA, 3661 nt
Organism: Haplochromis burtoni (Burton's mouthbrooder)
Lineage: Eukaryota; Metazoa; Chordata; Actinopteri; Cichliformes; Cichlidae
Product: TLC domain-containing protein 4-B-like
Exons: 5
Coding region: 1-654 (217 amino acids)
Biological process (GO): lipid homeostasis
Cellular component (GO): endoplasmic reticulum; membrane
Source: RefSeq, a predicted model, not a curated record
AUGGAUGGUGUUGGUGAGACUCAUUCUUUUGCGCAUCUUGUGUCAGAAUCUAUUUUAUCAAGCGUAAGUCACACACAGUACAAAUUAAUUUCUUAUUUUUUCAAUAGGGGAGAUCCUACACUGGUCAAGACAAACGUUGCAAUUACAACAGGCUACCUCAUAUCGGAUUUGCUGCUGAUAUUUUAUUAUUGGAAGGCAAUAGGCGACAAGUUUUUUGUAGUUCAUCAUCUGGCAGCGUUGUAUGCUUACUACUAUGUACUGGGCCAAGGAAUGUUGCCUUAUUUUGCUAACUUCCGCCUGCUAGCUGAGUUUUCUACACCGUGUGUAAACCAGCGCUGGUUCUUUGAGGUGUUGGGUUAUCCCAAGUCCUCCCGGCCCAACAUGGCAAAUGGCGUUGCCAUGGCAGUGGUGUUUUUCCUCGUCCGCAUCGGUGUCAUGCCAGUCUACUACAGUCGCAUGUAUGCGGUCUAUGGCACUGAGGCCUUCUACCUGGUGCCAUGGGGUGGUCGUGUAGCCUGGAUCUGCUCCAGCAUCUGCUUGGACAUUAUGAACAUAAUGUGGAUGCAUAAGAUCGCCCGUGGAUGUUACAAGGUCCUACGAUCAGCACACCGGAGCAAAGCUGGCACACCUCAGGAAAACGGCAAGACGGAUUAAGAGAACCAGGUGUCACUGGUGAGAACAUGCCACAGCAGAAACACUGACAACACUAUGUGCAGUGGCUCGUAGCAAGUUGGACCCUGGCAUGCAAGGCUGCUUCAUUAGCAGCCUACCUGGGACUUGAGAUUACAAGACCACAUGCAGGGAGGGAACUUGAAAGCAGGCACAGUGACCGAGAUGUACCAAUGGACCAUUUAAAAUGGCCAUCCCAAAGCCAUGAAAUGACCUCUUAGCAAUACUGUGUGCAUGGCCAAUUAUUUUUCUUGUGAAGGAUUUACCAGAAGAGGUCAUCCCGGGACAAAGCGGCUGUUAGCCCAACGACAAAUUGUCAAAAAGUUUACCAUUCUUUACGAACUUCGUGAUCAACAAAAGACUUUUGUAUUAAUGCUGCUGUCUGAGUCGCAGAAUGAAAACGAUGAAAUGGAUGGUGUUGGUGAGGUAAAUAUGUGAGGAAACCUCCAAAGCAUUUUGUGAAUCCACAUUGAUGGUCAGUGUCAUAAAAUCCUUGUUAGAUGCCAUUUGAGGGAUAUGUGAUUAAGAAAUAAUCAAAUUCCAUCAAGUGCAGUCUCAGAAGAAUUUGUGAUUUUAUUUUUUUUAAUUAAAUUAAUAUUUUUUUUUUUAAAUCACUCAACCCCUUGUAAUUUAAUUUUUUUUUAACCUUUAUUUAACCAGGAAGUGAAAUUCCAGAGAGUGAGAUGUUCUUUUGUGAGUGCCAAAAUGCGCAGAUACAAACCAGCAUUUAAAGUCUAUCAGAAUAACAGAAGUCAUAUAUGUUCAUUUUAAACGUAGGGUUGAAGACAAAUCGGUACAUAUAUGCAUUUUCUUACUUUUGUCUUGCUGGAGUCGAAGUACAAAGGGUUUUAAAGAUACAUAGGAUAUUAAUUAACUGGUAUUAUUUAAAAGGAGAUGUGCAGAGUACCUUAGAAAUACUAAAAGGGAAAGUGAAUGUUACUGGUGGUGUCUGUACAAUAAGAAAUUCAAGCGCAUCAUCAGAUGUUAAUCCAGCCAAGUUAUGUAUACAAACUGAUCACUUUGCUUUUAAAAAGUGUGUUGCUGAAGUGUUUUAUUCCACAUUCUCUUAGUUUUGCAUUAUGAAAUGAAUGUAGAGAGGUGAAACUCAACUGAGUCAGGGCCAAGGACAAAUAUGACAAAUUCAACAAAACCCAGAUUUUCACAGAAAAUGUUUUAACGCUUUAGUUGACCUGACAUUUAAUGUUUGUUUGCCCUUCCGAGUGUUACUUGUUGGCUUUUUUUUUUUUUGCCGCAAACUUAAUUCUAUACUUUUCUAGCUGUUGCCAAUCCUGCAGUGUACAUUUUUAGCUGGCACAUUGAAACAAAACAUCAAAAGUAGACACUGAAUAAUCUUGAAUCGAUGGCAGCGAAAUACUUCAAAAGUUGAGACGUGAAGAGCAAAAGUCUUGUAACAGCAUAACACAAUAAUUUUCAGUUUCAGCAUUUUUGUUUAGAUUUUAUUUACCCAGGAAGAUACAAAUCCUUUACAUAUAGGAGACGUUUAAGAUCUUUUUUUUUUUUUUACUACUUUUCUUUUUUUAAACAGAGCCGUAGUUUAACGUAAAGUCAACGACAAUCAGUAUUUCAGGUGGCAAAAUUUUUGUGUUAAUGGUAAUAGCUUUUGUGUCAUGUAUGACUUUCAAUUCACUCCUAAGGGUCCCAUACAUGAUGUUGUGGGUCCUGUUUAUUGGAUCGCUACAAGGAUUUUUCACUCAAGUGGACAUGCAUGGAAAGAUUUGAACAAUGCGUUUUGUUUGUUUUUAACAUAAUUCUACUUAAACUCAUUUAUGUUAAUCAUACAAUACAGAACUUGGGAAUCUUUCGGUAAAUUGGCAAAGGUCAACUGCUCAGUUUAAGUCAUAGCAGUUCACUGAAGAUUUGUGGUAUCUACUUGAAUAUUUGUUGCACCUUUUACAUGAGCUAUACAUCAAACACUUCUGUCAUGUUUUAUGUCACAGAAACAGGGAAUGUUAGUUUUAAAGUCUGCCUUUUUAUGCUCGGCAUUUGAUUUUGUUGCCUUUUUAAAAUAACAUGAUUGCACAGUGAAGACUUUGUUACACCCAGCUGACACCACUGGAAAAAAAUGUUGCUUUUCAGUGAUUUUUACUUGUUUUCCUUUACCAACGCCUGUCUAAUGUGAUUGUUUUUUGGCAUUUGUUAUAUAGUGUCAAAUGACAGAUUGAGAGGUUUGUUAAGGCUGGUUGUUUGUGUGCUUUUGUUGUUGUUGUUGUUGUUGUUGUUUUUGUUGAUCUGUUUGUGCCAGUGCUUAAACCAUUGCUACUCCAUGGUAAAUGCAUAUGUUCACCAUGAGGUUACAAUAUUUAUUUGUCCAUUUUCCCUCAAAAUGUUUUGUAUACAGUUGUGCCAAUUUGCAACCAUGGUUCUGAUUGAUUCUAUUUACAUUACCAUGUCUGCAUGCUGUGGCUGGUUGCAGAGUGGCAAGGCCCGGUUUGGUUUGUCCUGUUGUGAUGGAAUGAGAUUCUUUUAAUGUGCUAAUAUUUUUAUUUUUAUUUUUAUUUUUUUUAUUUUUUUUUAUUUUAUUUUUUAUUUUGGCAAACUAUUGUCGGACGUCAUCUUCUCUGCAGGUGAAUAUCACUACCAUAAAAUGAGGAGGGGUUGUCAUUUUAUGUUUCGCUGAAAUUGGAUGGAAAUAAUACAUUCUUAUUUGGAUGGCAGGCCACAAGCUCAUGCAUGAUCAAUAAGGUCUUCUUCAGGCAUCUUCUAUAACUGCAUGUGGAAUUGCAUGGGGAUUGCACUGUAAGCAAAUAUACAUUUGCAAGUUUUUGUUUUUUAUUUCUUUUUUGUUAGUACAUGUACAUAAUGUUUACUUAAAUGUUAUUCUUGUACUGUGCCACAUUAGGUAACUCACAGAACCAGAUAUUUAGGAUAAUAUCCAGCACAGAAAUAAACGGAAAGGGAAUACUUGAAUACUAAUCCUCACAGUUUAUAACAGUUUGGGCAGUGCAAAUAAACAUUAAUCUUAUGAGCAUCA